GAUUUUAUGUUUCUGUGUCAGCUGACCGCUGUGGUGGAAGCGUGACGUCACCGCGAACAUGGCUGCCGAGAGCGAUGUCCUGUCUGAAAUUGAAGUGCUGCAGUCCAUCUACUUGGAUGAGCUCAGUGUUAAUCAGAGAGAUGAGGGAGGAUGGACAGUCAGCCUGGUGCUCUAUCCCUCCACUGCGGAGGACUGUCUGUCUCAGUUUGUCCGUCUUACAUUGACAAUGGAUCUGGACUCUCAGUACCCAUAUUCAUCCCCUUGCAUCUCUAUUCACAAUCCACGUGGACUCUCAGAUGAUAAACUGCUCAGUUUACAGAGGAGUUUGCAGUUGGAGGCAGAGUCAUGUAUCGGGACACCUGUACUGUAUCAGCUCAUAGAGAGAGCCAAAGAGAUCCUGACUGAGAGCAAUAUUCCCCAUGGAAACUGUGUCAUCUGUCUGUAUGGCUUUAAGGAAGGGGAAGUGUUCACUAAGACCAGCUGCUAUCACUAUUUCCAUUCUCACUGUCUUGGCCGCUACAUCACUCACUCUGAGAUGGAGCUGAAGGACCGUGAGAGGGAGCUGGAGGAGGAUAAAACCAGAGACAGGACGGAGGAAGAGGAGUUAGCUGUUGUUUGCCCCGUGUGUCGAGAGCCUCUCACCUAUGAUUUGGAUGCCCUCCUUUCCUCUCCUGCUCCAGUUUUCACACAGGAUGAUGCAGUCAUCGGUGGGGAAUUUAAAAAGAAAUGGGCAGCACUCCAGAAGGUUCUGGAACGGCAGAAGGAAAAGGGUGGAGUUAUUGAUCCCGAAGCAGAGUCUAAUAGAUUCCUAAUUCACAUUAAUGAGGCUCCAGCUAAUGUUUCUGACACUCCUGCAACGGAUGCCUCUGGUGCCGAAUCUUCUCAGUCACUUUCCUCGUCCCAAGAUUCUGCCGAUGCAACCCAAGUCUCUCAAAGUCAUCACACUACAGGCCAAUCACAGCGCCCGUGCACUCAUGAGCGAAGGCAGCAAGGUGACUUCAAGAGAGGUCGUAGAGGAAGAGGAGGCGGAAGAGGGGGAUCAGCACGUCACACGAUGCUUACACCUGGGGUAGAACGAUUGGGCAGGCUCAUGCAUUCUUCUGAUAAGAUUAAUCAUUUCACCUCAGGCCCACCGAACACCACACCACAGGGAGAAAGUACAGCACAAGGACAGGAAUGUGAACUCAGUGAUAAUAUAACACAGCUCAGGCAGCCUUUGACCAAUGAAGAAGAAAAACCAGUUUCUCAAGAGAAGUUUACGUCAGAAUCCAACUGUGGACAAGAUGUGAGCCAAAAAAAAGUGUGUAUUUCAAAAGAUGUGACUCAGACAAUCUUACAGGAAGGACACCCAGAAAGGGAACAUGUGGGUAGAGAAUGGAAGCGUGGCGGUCGUGGCUCCGGACGACAUCAUGGACACUGGCAGGAGAGGAACUUCAAGGGACCCAGUCACUGGGAUACUUCUGGAAGCGUUGGCCACCGUGGAGGAGGACACAGAGCCAGAGAGGGAGGGGCUGGGCAUCAUCACAUAGGGGGCGGGGCUCAUAGAGGUGGCGGGAGGGGUUUGCAUCAAAGAGUGGAAAAAGAAUUUAGGAAAGAGGGAGUGCUCUGACAAUGGCAGAGGGGAGGUACAGGCAGAGGAACAAGCGUACCUCCCAGUUUCACCAGCUGUACCAUCAUUAUGUCAGUGUCUGUAAUAAAAUUCUCCACAAGCAGUAAACUGACC
This is a messenger RNA of Onychostoma macrolepis, 1723 nucleotides long. It is a transcript of the gene rnf25, whose product is annotated as ring finger protein 25. Gene Ontology annotation, molecular function: protein binding; ubiquitin protein ligase activity. The record is from RefSeq and is a predicted model, not a curated record. Lineage: Eukaryota; Metazoa; Chordata; Actinopteri; Cypriniformes; Cyprinidae. Gene Ontology annotation, cellular component: nucleus. Gene Ontology annotation, biological process: protein ubiquitination.